CACACUGCCUGGAGAGCCCAAGAUGAUUCCAGCUCUAGCCGUUGUUCUCCUCCUCUGCCUUUCUUGUCCUUUCUCCUCGUGCCAGCAGAGAAGGACAGGAGGUGAAGGUGGGACAGAAAUGCUGGAAGAGAUGAGAGAAACCAACCGUGUGCUGAUGGAAGUUCGAGACCUGUUGAAGCAGCAGAUUAAGGAGAUAACAUUCCUGAAGAAUACAGUCAUGGAGUGUGAUGCCUGUGGGAUUCGCCCCGAGGUGACAGGCCCUGUCAUCACUGUCACUCAGUUCAACAGAUGUCUCCCCAAUCCCUGUUUCCCUGGGGUGACCUGCACGGAGACCGGCGCUGGAUUUCGCUGCGGGCCCUGCCCCCCUGGCUACUCUGGCAAUGGGACCCACUGCACAGACAUCAAUGAGUGCACUGCCAACCCUUGUUUCCCGAAAGUCCAGUGCAUUAACACCGUCCCCGGCUUCCGCUGCGAUCCCUGCCCUCCUGGCUUCACUGGGCAAGUGCUCCAAGGGGUUGGGCUGGCAUAUGCCAGGGCCAACAGACAGGUUUGCACUGACAUCAAUGAAUGUGAGACAGGUGGUGCCAACAACUGUGUCCCAAACUCCAUCUGCAUCAAUACAAGGGGAUCCUACAAAUGUGGAGCCUGCAAACCUGGGUUUGUGGGGGAUCAGAUCAGUGGCUGCAGGAGUCAGACAGCACGGCGCUGCCCCAACGGGGAGAUCAGCCCCUGCCAUGAGAAGGCAGAGUGCAUCGUGGAGCGUGACGGCUCCCUGUCCUGCCAGUGCCUCGUGGGGUGGGCAGGGAAUGGCUAUGUCUGCGGGAAGGACACGGAUAUCGACGGAGUCCCCGACGAGAAGCAACGCUGCUCCGACAAGAACUGCCGCAAGGAUAACUGCAUGACUGUCCCCAACUCUGGCCAGGAGGACGCAGACAGGGAUGGAAUUGGAGAUGCUUGUGAUGAUGAUGCUGAUGGAGAUGGGAUCCCAAACACUGAGGACAACUGUGUGUACACAAGGAACACAGACCAACGCAACAUGGACAAGGACAACUUUGGGGAUGCCUGUGACAACUGUCGCCAGGUGAAGAACAACGACCAGAAGGACAUCGAUGGGGAUGGGAAGGGAGACGAGUGCGACGACGACAUGGAUGGAGAUGGGAUCAGGAACCAAAUGGAUAACUGCAAGAGAGUUCCUAACCCUGACCAAAGAGAUGGGGAUGGGGAUGGUGUAGGAGAUGCGUGUGACAGCUGCCCAACCCUCAGCAACCCUGACCAGAAAGAUACUGAUCACGACCUGGUGGGAGAUGUCUGUGACACCAACCAGGACAGUGAUGGGGAUGGUCACCAGGACUCCAGGGACAACUGCCCAACAGUGCCCAACAGCUCCCAGGUGGACACGGACAACGAUGGGCUGGGGGAUGAGUGUGAUGAUGAUGAUGAUGAUGAUGGGAUUCCAGAUGUGAAACCUCCAGGCCCUGACAACUGUCGCCUUGUCCCCAACCCUGGCCAAGAAGAUGCAGAUGGUGAUGGUGUGGGGAACCUGUGUGAGAAUGACUUUGACAGGGACAUGGUGAUCGACAGGAUCGACGUGUGCCCCGAGAACGCCGAAGUGACACUCACAGACUUCAGGGCCUUCCAGACUGUGGUGCUGGACCCUGAGGGGGAUGCACAGAUUGAUCCUAACUGGAUUGUCCUCAACCAGGGCAUGGAGAUUGUCCAGACCAUGAACAGUGAUCCAGGCCUGGCUGUAGGUUACACAGCAUUCAAUGGAGUGGACUUUGAGGGCACAUUCCAUGUCAACACAGCCACGGAUGAUGACUAUGCAGGAUUCAUCUUUGGCUACCAAGACAGCUCCAGCUUCUACGUGGUCAUGUGGAAACAGAUGGAACAAACCUAUUGGCAGGCAAAUCCCUUCCGAGCCGUGGCAGAACCUGGAAUUCAACUGAAGGCAGUGAAGUCCAAGACUGGCCCAGGGGAAUAUCUGCGGAAUUCCCUCUGGCACACAGGAGACACCACGGACCAGGUCAAACUGCUCUGGAAGGAUCCAAGGAAUUCUGGCUGGAAGGACAAGACCUCCUAUCGCUGGUUCCUGCAGCACAGGCCUCAGGUUGGGUACAUCAGAGCUCGUUUCUACGAAGGUCCUGAGGUUGUAGCAGACACUGGAGUUGUCCUGGACACAACCAUGAGAGGAGGACGCCUUGGGGUCUUCUGCUUCUCCCAGGAGAACAUCAUCUGGUCCAACCUGCGCUAUCGCUGCAACGGAUGA
Molecule: messenger RNA, 2266 nt
Organism: Acanthisitta chloris (rifleman)
Lineage: Eukaryota; Metazoa; Chordata; Aves; Passeriformes; Acanthisittidae
Gene: COMP
Product: cartilage oligomeric matrix protein
Exons: 19
Coding region: 23-2266 (747 amino acids)
Biological process (GO): cell adhesion
Cellular component (GO): extracellular region
Molecular function (GO): calcium ion binding
Source: RefSeq, a predicted model, not a curated record